AUGACCACACAGAUCAAAAACUUCAUUUACCAUAAAGCAAAGAAGACCAGACUAGGGGUAGAGACAUACAAAAACAUAUGGCCUUUCAACUCAAAACGACUUAAUCCAGAAGCUAUAAAGUGUGUUAAAGCUUCCAAAAAGAAGCAGAGGUUCGCACAUGGUCGAAUCUGCAGUCAUGUUGGUACGCUUCUCCAACUCCAUCUCCGCUAGACCGCUGAAAUUAAACAACUAACAUACUCUAGGCGUAAACAGGACAUGA
Molecule: messenger RNA, 259 nt
Organism: Hymenoscyphus albidus
Lineage: Eukaryota; Fungi; Ascomycota; Leotiomycetes; Helotiales; Helotiaceae
Source: the annotation of a GenBank genome assembly